AUGGAAGUGUUGGGAAAUCAACCAUUGGUCAUUGAUAAUGGUAGUGGACUGAUGAAGGCAGGAUUUGCAGGUGGAGAAACACCUCAAGUCGUGUUUCCUUCUUUUGUGGGAAUUACAAAACAUACACGUAUGAUGCCUGGUGGUGCGUAUGAAGGUGGUGACGUCUUUGUAGGCAAUCGUGUCCAACAUCAUCGUGGAUUGUUUAAGAUUCAGUAUGCUAUGGAGCACGGUAUUGUGACAGAUUGGAAUAGUAUGCAUCGUGUAUGGCAGCACGUAUAUUCAAAGGAUAUGCUUAAUGUUCAGAGUGAAGACCAUCCCGUGUUGCUUACAGAAGCACCGUUAAAUCCCGUGGCUAAUCGCCAACGUGCGGGCGAAGUCUUUUUUGAGGCAUUUAAUGUGCCAUCACUAUUUGUAUCACCUCAGGCAGUACUGAGUCUAUAUGCUUCAGGACGUACAACGGGUGUAGUACUGGACGUAGGUGAUGGAGUAGCACAUGUCGUGCCGGUCUACGAAGGCUUUACGCUACCUCACGCCAUCACUCGGAUGGAUAUUGCAGGACGAGACGUUACCCAACACUUGCAAAUGCUACUGCGUCGCGCAGGUUAUAAUUUCCAAACAUCAGCAGAGAAGGAGGUGGUACGAGAGAUUAAGGAAAAGCUGUGCUAUGUGGCCUUUAACCCCACUAAGGAAGAGCAAAUUGAAGCUGAGAAGUCUCCUCAUGAAGUCAAAGAUAUGCUUAGCGCCAAGUCAAAUCCUGCUAGCGCAUCGGGAGACGGUACUUCAGCCUACUACCUACCGGACGGCACGGUGCUCAACAUGGGUCCUGAGAAAUUUCGAGCUCCAGAGGUGCUGUUUCGACCGGAGAUUAUUGGAUCGGAGGCACGUGGGGUGCACGAAUGUUUGGUGCAAGCCAUUAUGAAGUCGGAUCUGGACCUGCGUAAGACGCUCUUUUCGCAAAUCAUCCUUUCCGGUGGUUCGACGCUUUUCCCUGGCUUUGGCGACCGUCUACUCGCCGAGGUGCGCAAGAAAGCACCUAGAGACAUCAAAAUCCGUAUUUCGGCACCGCCCACGCGCAUUUACUCCACAUGGAUUGGUGGCUCCAUUUUGGCUUCGCUUGCAACUUUCAAGAACAUGUGGAUCACUAAGAGCGAAUACGAGGAGUAUGGAGCUUCCAUCCUCCAUCGCAAGAACUUGUAG
This is a messenger RNA of Peronospora belbahrii, 1197 nucleotides long. The record is from the annotation of a GenBank genome assembly. NCBI's taxonomy places the organism in Eukaryota, Oomycota, Peronosporomycetes, Peronosporales, Peronosporaceae.